GCUGUGUUGUGUAUCUCUGGAACGCCCACACACCUGUGUAACACAACACACCACUGGCUAUAAACUGUACUGCAAUGGCCGGUUACGAAGGGCGCUACAGAGAGACGGUCAAAGGGUUCGGCAGUGGAGAAGCUUCCAGUGGAGUGAGCGGAACCACCGUAGCUGAGACAAUCAAAUCCCUCGAUGGUGACUUGGUUACAUUCAGAGGCUGUGUGCAAAGCAUUGGCACUCAAUUUGAUGAUCCCCAGAAUAGAGCGGAGUUGAAACGUUUGAGAGGUGUCAUUAAGGAGAAGUUGUUGAGUGCAGACAGUGAGCUCAAGACUCUACGCAAGAGUGGGGAGCCUCAAAGCAAGAUAAUAGUGGACCGUCAAGCUCGUCAGUUAGAAGGUCACAUGAGCAGCUAUACGGAGCUACUAGAGAAGGAGCGAUCUGCAACUCAACAGAAUCCUCUGGGCUCUGGUGCCACCUCUCCCUUAACCAGCACUGCCACUACUGGGGGUGAUGGAAUGUUGAGUCCAGAAUCUCAGACGCAGGCUCAGAAAAUGAGAGGUAUGGAACUACGUGAGAGAGAGGCAGCAGAACUGCAGGACUUGGAGAGGGAUAUAGUGGACCUUCAUGCCAUCCAGACAGAUAUAGCUGAGCUGGUCAACGAUCAAGGGAAUGAGAUUGACAGAAUUGAGGUGAGAGCUGAGCAGGCUCAGGGAAGAGUGGAGCGUGGCAAGAACCAGACAGGCCAGGCGGUGGAGCUGCAUCGUAAGAACAUCAAACUCAAGCUCAUUAUUGGAGGAGUCGUGGCUGGAGUCAUUAUAACAUUGAUUGUCAUUAUCAUCAUUGUAGUGGCUGUCGUUGUACCUAUGCAGCAAUAACUAUUUUAGUCUUCUAUAUAAUAAGGUUCUAUAUAAUAAGGUAGUCUAUUUUUGUGUCUCCAACAAGGUAUUGUGAGAUUUUAAAAGUUGUGUAUAAUAAUUAAUAUAGACCACCUCUCAGUACAUGUACAUUGCUGGAUUAUCACCAACUAACCAACACACUACAAGACCUACCUACUACCAGCUAGGACAGCACACCACCCGGGACAGAUUCUACUAUACCAUGCAGUGUAUGUGAUUUUCUGACAGGAAAGGCUACUCUAAACAGAGGGAGUCGGCCACACAAGGUAUAGUCUAAUAAUUAUUGUGCAGUACUAGAUGAUCUUCUCUGUUUUGGGUCAGAUGCAAUUGCCUUGAAUCACUAGCCAGUUAAAACAUUUCUUCUACUCUUGGCUUAAGAAAUUGUAUUUUAUUAUUGUACCAGCAUUAGGUAGUUAACUCCACUUAUGCAUUGACCUCUACGUGUAGCGGUUAUUUGAGCCCUCGAGAAAUGUUGUAUAGUUGUUCACAUUUCAAUGCCAGGAAACCAUAGCUUUGCAUAGUGCGUGGGAGUGUCUUCCAUUUGUAUUACAUGAAGUGUGAAGUGUGUUUGUACAGAGAGGACUCCCACGGUGGCAAUGAAUGUGAGGCAAUGAUCUGAUGAUGGCUCCACUGCUCUGAUGGACCAAUGCAGGAGAAGUUAUUCUGUAUAAUUAUUACACUAAAUUAAUGUAUGCCACUGUUUGGAUCGGUUUCUGUUCUGCUCAGCUUCUUCCUCCAACUUGCUUACGCAGGCUAAGCUUAUUCUUAGUUCAUUCUUAGUUCAUUCUAUAGUCUAGUAUUAUUGUCGGUUUGGUUGUUUGAUGUUUUUCACCUGGUCAUACGGAAUCACUUCAUUAUUAUCAGUGCAGACCACACCUCUAUCCACACAUUGUAUCUGCACAUCCUGUAUAUAAUUAUGGGGCCACACCCCCACUCACUGUACUGAUAUGUGGUCACACCCACAUACAUGGUAACCCUCUUGACCACACCUCCACCCAUGCAUUGUAUCGUACAUGCUGUGUUUUUGUGUACAGUACACAUCAUCCGUGUCUUUAUCCCCACACCUAGUCGGAGGGACAGCAAGUUCUACUAAGAGCCAGCAUCACCAACUAACCAACACACUACAAGACCUACCUACUACCAGCUAGGACAGCACACCACCCGGGACAGACUCUACUAUACCAUGUAAUACGCCUUUGUAUUACGAUCAUGAUACAAUUUGCUGCCCUCCCUCGCCAAUGGAUUGAAUAAUUAUGGACACUCGCAGGACAACUAAGAGACUGACACACAAUAAUAGACACCAAAGGGCCAGUUACUGUAUCAUGUACGAAUAUUCUGUUGCUUGUACAUUUCGUAAUGUAAUUGACUGUAGAGUAGCAUUUUGAGCUCCCCUUUCUUCAUCACUCAAUCUGCAGGCAGUGUAUGUGAUUUUCUGACAGGAAAGGCUACUCUAAACAGAGGGAGUCGGCCACACAAGGUAUAGUCUAAUAAUUAUUGUACAGUACUAGAUGAUCUUCUCUGUUUUGGGUCAGAUGCAAUUGCCUUCAAUCACUAGCCAGUUUAAAACAUUUCUUCUACUCUUGGCUUAAGAAAUUGUAUUUUAUUAUUGUACCAGCAUUAGGUAGUUAACUCCACUUAUGCAUUGACCUCUGCGUGUAGCGGGAAAGUUCGUUAUUUGAGCCCUCGAGAAAUGUUGUAUAGUUGUUCACAUUUCAAUGCCAGGAAACCAUAGCUUUGCAUGGUGCGUGGGAGUCUCUUCCAUUUAUAUUACAUGAAGUGUGAAGUGUGUUGUAAGUUUAUACAGAGAGGACUCCCAUGGUGGGAAUGAUCUGAUGAUGGCCCCACUGCUCUGAUGGACCAAUGCAGGAGAAGUUAUUCUGUAUAAUUAUUACACUAAAUUAAUGUAUGCCACUGUUUGGAUCGGUUUCUGUUCUGCUCAGCUUCUUCCUCCAACUUGCUUACGCAGGCUAAGCUUAUUCUUAAUUAGUUCAUUCUUAGUUCAUUCUAUAGUCUAGUAUUAUUGUCGGUUUGGUUGUUUUAUGUUUUUCACCUGGUCAUACGGAAUCACUUCAUUAAUUUUUAUACAGUGCAGACCACACCUCUAUCCACACAUUGUACCUGCACAUCCUGUAUAUAUGGGGCCACACCCCCACUCACUGUACUGAUAUGUGGUCACACCCCCAUACAUGGUAACCCUCUUGACCACACCCCCACCCAUGCAUUGUGUCGUACAUGCUGUGUUUUUGUGUACAGUACACACAUCAUCCGUGUCUUUAUCCCCACACCUAGUCGGAGGGAGCAGCAAGUUCUACUAAGAGCCAGCAUCACCCACUAGCCAACACACUACAAGACCUACCUACUACCAGCUAGGACAGCACACCACCUGGGACAGACUCUACUAUACCAUGUGAUACAAUUUGCUGCCCUCCCUUGCCCAUGGAUUGAAUAAUUAUGGACACUCGCAGGACAACUAAGAGACUGACACACAAUAAUAGACACCAAAGGGCCAGUUACUGUAUCAUGUACGAAUAUUCUGUUGCUUGUACAUUUCGUAGCAUUAUCAGUAAUUGAUUCUAGAGUAGCAUCUUGAGCUCCCCUUUCUUCAUCACUCAAUCUGCAGGCAGUGUAUGUGAUUUUCUGACAGGAAAGGCUACUCUAAACAGAGGGAGUCGGCCACACAAGGUAUAGUCUAAUAAUUAUUGUACGGUACCUUCUCUGUUUUGGGUCAGAUGCAAUUGCCUUCAAUCACUAGCCAGUUUAAAACAUUUCUUCUACUCUUGGCUUAAGAAAUUGUAUUUUAUUAUUGUACCAGCAUUAGGUAGUUAACUCCACUUAUGCAUUGACCUCUACUACUGUGUAGCGGGAAAGUUUAUUAUUUGAGCCCUCUGUAGAGCGUCCCUCGUGAUGCAUGGUGGUCGGUCCUGCACACAAUCAUUAUCAUAAUUAAAUAUUCACAGUCCACAAUUUAUAAUUGUCCCCAAAAUGUCAUAAUUAUAGUCUUGUAGACCAUCAAUGUCAAUUUUUUGAGCCCUCGAGAAAUGUUGUAUAGUUGCUCACAUUUCAAUGCCAGGAAACCAUAGCUUUGCAUGGUGCGUGGGAGUGUCUUCCAUUUUUAUUACAUGAAGUGUGAAGUGUGUUGUAAGUUGUACAGAGAGGACUCAUUGUACAGAGAGGACUCCCAUGGUGGCAAUGAUCUGAUGAUGGCUCCACUGCUCUGAUGGACCAAUGCAGGAGAAGUUAUUCUGUAUAAUUAUUACACUAAAUUAAUGUAUGCCACUGUUUGGAUCGGUUUCUGUUCUGCUCAGCUUCUUCCUCCAACUUGCUUACGCAGGCUAAGCUUAUUCUUAGUUCAUUCUUAGUUCAUUCUAUAGUCUAGUAUAUUGUCGGUUUGGUUGUUUUAUGUUUUUCACCUGGUCAUACGGAAUCACUUCAUUAUUAUCAGUGCAGACCACACCUCUAUCCACACAUUGUACCUGCACAUCCUGUAUAUAUGGGGCCACACCCCCACUCACUGUACUGAUAUAUGGUCACACUCCCAUACAUGGUAACCCUCUUGACCACACCUCCACCCAUGCAUUGUGUCGUACAUGCUGUGUUUUUGUGUACAGUACACACAUCAUCCGUGUCUUUAUCCCCACACCUAGUCGGAGGGAGCAGCAAGUUCUACUAAGAGCCAGCAUCACCCACUAACCAACACUACAAGACCUACCUACUACCAGCUAGGACAGCACACCACCCGGGACAGACUCUACUAUACCAUGUAAUACGCCUUUUUAUUACGAUCAUGAUACAAUUUGCUGCCCUCCCUUGCCCAUGGAUUGAAUAAUUAUGGACACUCGCAGGACAACUAAGAGACUGACACACAAUAAUAGACACCUAACUGCAUUUUUGCCAUUAAUAUAAUAAAAAUAAUUUUGCCAUUAA
Messenger RNA from Halichondria panicea, 4811 nucleotides. RefSeq lists its product as uncharacterized. Gene Ontology annotation, cellular component: membrane; endomembrane system; SNARE complex. Gene Ontology annotation, biological process: vesicle fusion; intracellular protein transport; vesicle-mediated transport. The record is from RefSeq and is a predicted model, not a curated record. The transcript is spliced from 9 exons. The coding region runs from base 75 to 866 and encodes 263 amino acids. Lineage: Eukaryota; Metazoa; Porifera; Demospongiae; Suberitida; Halichondriidae. Gene Ontology annotation, molecular function: SNARE binding; SNAP receptor activity.